GGGGGCGGGGGCGGGGCUUGCGAGGGCUGGGGACGCCGGCGUCGGGCGCCAGGUUUCCACAAUGUUUGCCCAGUGCACCUGGAAAUGUGCAAGCUCCAUGCUGCUGAUCGCUCUGCUGAGCUGCGUCCCUUCUCCUCCAGCACAAGCCAGCAAGAGCUCGGAGGACAUCCGCUGCAAGUGCAUCUGUCCCCCGUACCGGAACAUCAGUGGGCACAUCUACAACAAGAACGUGUCGCAGAAGGACUGCAACUGCCUACAUGUUGUGGAGCCCAUGCCGGUGCCUGGGAACGACGUGGAGGCGUACUGCCUGCUGUGUGAAUGCAAGUACGAGGAGCGCAGCACCACCACCAUCAAGGUGAUCAUCAUCAUUUACUUGUCCGUGGUUGGGGCGCUGCUGCUGUACAUGGCUUUCCUUGUGCUGGUGGACCCUCUGAUCCGGAAGCCAGAUACUUACACCCAGCCCCUGCACAACGAGGAGGAGAAUGAGGACACUCGCUCCUUGGCCGCGGCCCCCACCCCAUCCGGGGCCAGAGCCAACACGGUGCUGGAGAGGGUGGAGGGAGCCCAGCAGCGCUGGAAGCGCCAGGUGCAGGAGCAGAGGAAGACGGUUUUCGACCGCCACAAGAUGCUGAGCUAGAGGAGCAGCUGUGCGGCACCACUUCCUGAGAGGCAGGGCAGCUCAGCCGGUAGAGAUGGACAGCGAGCCACCCUUCAGGACAGCCGUGGUGCUGGACUGCGAGCUCUAACCCUCUCCGAUUUACCCUCUUUUUAGAGACGAGCAGGCCAAAGUGCUUGUCCCUGUUUUUGUCCCCUUACCCUUUACAUAAGGAGCCCCAGAGGCUCCUUAACCUUAGCUCAGCUGAGACCUGCGCUGCCUGCUGGCCCGUGGCUGCAUGAAAACGGCCGUGCGCAGUGCUGCCGCUCCGGUUCACGCGCUGGCCCGUGCGGGGGCUGCAGCUCCAGCCACAGUCUCCAUCAGCCCACACCCCGCGUUAGAGACCAGGGGUCUUGUGGAGUGCUGGGAGCUGGCUUACUGUUCCUGGGAUACUAAUGGGAUCAUUUAUGUGGAAGAAAUUACGUGGUGCUGCUCCAGGAUAAAGGAGCCACCUCCCUCGGUAGUUUGCACUGAUGAUAAUUGGGUGUUGUGGUGCUGAGACGUGUGUUGCACUGGGAGGACGAGGAGGGGGUCCCGGCCAGUCCUCAGCUGCUGCUUGCACGUACUCUGGUGUAACCUGAGUGGAUUUCCACCCUGCUCAGUGGAGUUUCUCCAGGCUUACACCAGCAUAACUGACAUUGCAGCUUGCUUCUGUGCAGAAAAAAACCUGAUUAGUACAUUAACAAGUAAAAGACCACCAGGUAAAAAUGCCGAUUUAUCUUUCUGUUUUCCUCCUUUAGCAGUGGAUAAAGAUACACUGGGGAGAAAGUUUUUUGAUUGGACCCACAUUUGUAAUGCUUGGUACUCACACAGUGCAUCAGGGGCAUUUGUGUCUAAGAGAACCAGGGCAAAGGCUUUACUGGAGCUCUGCCUGCCUGGGUCUCGUGCCCCUGGCCAGGUCACACCUAUGCUCCUCAGAAUUCUCAGAGACCUCUGACUACUGCUGCUGGUGGAGGAAAAUGAGGUGAUUCUGCAGCGUGUAUCCCAGUGAGAACAUGUAUAACGUCAGGAAGGUGCUGAAGUUUAUCAUGUAGCAUCUCUACAUUAAACGCGGAAAAAGACCUA
Messenger RNA from Cygnus atratus (black swan), 1720 nucleotides. It is a transcript of the gene TMEM9, whose product is annotated as transmembrane protein 9. The coding region runs from base 62 to 637 and encodes 191 amino acids. The transcript is spliced from 6 exons. The record is from RefSeq and is a predicted model, not a curated record. Gene Ontology annotation, cellular component: lysosomal membrane. Lineage: Eukaryota; Metazoa; Chordata; Aves; Anseriformes; Anatidae.